CCACAAACGACUAAAUACUAAUACCUCUCUCUCUCUCUCUGCAAAACCACUCUUUCUUACAAGAAUCUCUGCCACACAACACAUAACUGAACCUCAGACUUGCUCAUGAGUCUGUGUCUGACUCCUAAAAAAAGAUUGUGGCUGUUCAAUACAUUCUUGAACGGUAGUUAACAGUAACUUUUGCUGAUAUUUAAAGCAUUUAGCAGCUUAUCAAAGUGGAGGCAAACCAUCCAGCAAAACGGUAUUAUUGAGCUUUAUGCAUUUAAGAAAUGGGUGAACUCAAAUAAUUGGGAAGCAUUUUUACAAUUACAAAGUUUGACUACUCGUUAUUGUGAUCAAUUUCUCUCCUCUGAGUAAAUAAUUUCUUCCUACAUGCAAACAUCCCAGAAACACCCAUCUUCGGCUGGUAUCCAUUUAUACCAGCAGCCUGUGCAAGACAUUGAUCCCUACACUCAUUACCAAAUAUUACAAAGCAAUUCAUGCCAUGAUAUCCAUGAUAGCAGCAGCCAGGGAACCACUGUUUCUUUUGAAACCUGCAAGGAGCAAUACUUUACCCUGGAAUCAUACCCAGCAACCACUGGUCACAUAGGUUGUGAUUCUCCCUCCUAUGCUAGUGUAUCAUCCAAUAAGAGUCCUUUUUCUUCACAAGCUUCUCAGUCACACCAUUCAGAUCAGCACCAGUCAUCAGACAACACCUAUGGAUCACCAAUAAGUGUACACUCUAGUGCUGAUGAUAGCUAUGAAUUGAAACACAAACUUAGAGAACUGGAGGCUUCAUUGUUGGGGCCUGAGUCAGAAAUUGUUGACAGUUGUCACUGCUUCUUCGAGGGUGGCCUCCAAGAAUCACCUCCAAUUGCUCAAUAUAAUUGGGCUCAGAUUGCAAAAAUGAUCCCGAAGUUAGACUUGAGAGAAGUCCUCAUUCGAUGUGCACAAGCUGUGUCUGAUAAUGAUAUUCAAACAGCACUAGGCUUGAUGGAUAAUGUUUUGGGAAAGAUGGUAUCAGUUGCUGGGGAUCCAAUGCAGAGGUUGGGUGCUUACUUGUUGGAGGGUCUAAGAGCAAGAUUUGAAUCAUCAGGGAGUGUAAUCUACAAAGCCUUGAAGUGUGAACAACCAUUAAGCAAAGAUCUGAUGAGUUACAUGCACAUCCUGUAUCAGGUUUGCCCAUAUUGGAAGUUUGCAUACAUAUCAGCAAAUGUUGUCAUUGGAGAAGCAAUGCAAAAUGAAUCCAGAAUUCAUAUAAUUGACUUCCAAAUCACACAGGGCACACAGUGGUUGUUACUUAUCCAGGCUCUUGCAUGUCGUCCUGGUGGCCCUCCAUUCCUUCGCGUAACCGGUGUUGAUGAUUCCCAAUCAUUUCAUGCUCGGGAUGGAGGACUUGAUAUUGUAGGAAAACGGCUCUCAGAUUAUGCAAAAACUUGUGGGGUGCCAUUUGAGUUCCAUAAUGCUGCCAUGUCUGGCUGUGAUGUUAAACUAGAAAACCUUGUAGUUCGACCUGGGGAAGCUAUAGCUGUGAAUUUCCCUUUUGUUUUGCACCACAUGCCAGAUGAGAGUGUGAGCACAGAGAACCACAGAGACAGGCUAUUGAGAUUGGUAAAGAGCUUGUCGCCCAAGGUUGUGACCCUUGUUGAGCAAGAAUCCAACACAAACACUUCUCCCUUUUUCCAAAGGUUUGUCGAGACCUUGAAUUAUUACACUGCUAUGUUUGAAUCAGUAGACGUGGCCCUCCUCAGAGACGAUAAGCAAAGGAUUAAUGCAGAACAGCACUGUUUGGCUCGUGACAUUGUCAACAUGAUAGCUUGUGAGGGGGCUGAGAGGGUGGAAAGGCAUGAACUCUUAGGAAAAUGGAGGUCUAGAUUUUCUAUGGCCGGAUUUGCACCAUGCCCUUUGAGUUCCUCAGCUACGGCUGCAGUCACAAAUCUCUUGAAUGAAUUCAAUGAAAAUUAUAGGCUUGAAUACACAGAUGGUGCUCUCUAUCUAUUCUGGAAGAAUAGAGCUAUGUGCACCUCUUGUGCCUGGAGAUGUUACUGACUCACUGUCAUAGGUUUAUGUACAUUUUCCUCGUUGUUCCUUGUUCCUUGUUCCUUCUCCCUUCUCUUUUUUUUUUUUUUUUUUGACCUUUAGCCAUAAUCAGUCUUAUUCACAGUUUCUCAAGAGGACACCUUGAGAUUUAGCUCUGUUCCAAACGUGUAUCCUUUUCCUUUUGUGGGUUAUACUGCUGAAUCUCUCUAAACUUGCUGUACAUGUAAAUACUAGAAUGAAAUAGAAAAGAAACCUCAGUCAUGGUUAUUUA
Messenger RNA from Gastrolobium bilobum, 2290 nucleotides. Its product is annotated as scarecrow-like protein 13. The record is from RefSeq and is a predicted model, not a curated record. Gene Ontology annotation, biological process: regulation of DNA-templated transcription. NCBI's taxonomy places the organism in Eukaryota, Viridiplantae, Streptophyta, Magnoliopsida, Fabales, Fabaceae. Gene Ontology annotation, cellular component: nucleus. Gene Ontology annotation, molecular function: DNA-binding transcription factor activity; sequence-specific DNA binding. The transcript is spliced from 2 exons. The coding region runs from base 373 to 2028 and encodes 551 amino acids.